Messenger RNA from Strongylus vulgaris, 165 nucleotides. NCBI's taxonomy places the organism in Eukaryota, Metazoa, Nematoda, Chromadorea, Rhabditida, Strongylidae. The record is from the annotation of a GenBank genome assembly.
AUCAUUGUUACAGAUGCAGGACACACCGGCGUGAACCAACUUGGUGGGGUUUUCGUCAAUGGCCGGCCUCUUCCUGACACAACAAGACAAAAAAUUGUCGAAUUAGCUCAUGGAGGAGCACGGCCAUGUGAUAUCAGUAGGAUACUGCAAGUCUCCAACGGGUAA